Messenger RNA from Pocillopora meandrina, 8960 nucleotides. NCBI's taxonomy places the organism in Eukaryota, Metazoa, Cnidaria, Anthozoa, Scleractinia, Pocilloporidae. The record is from the annotation of a GenBank genome assembly.
UAUGACUAAUAAUGUGAAGGCGUGAAGGGAAGAUGGCGGGCUCUCCAUUUGAGAUUUCUGUCGUGAAAGAGAGUUGUUCACAGCUUGGAGAAGGCCCCCAUUGGGACGAGACGACACAACGGCUCAUAUGGGUGGAUAUUCUGGGGCAUAGCGUUCAUCUACUUGAUACUGUAACGGGAAAGGUGAGAUAAUUUUAUGCGUCUCUGUGUUUAACGAUAUAUAAACAAACAACCUGCCCUACGCUUUGUGGUAGUUGACGUUUGACAUGACAUAAAGUGAGUAUUAUAAAGGUAACACCUUUGGAAAGAUUUCCGUAUAACUUCAUUUCGGUUGUCUCUUUUUAACCCUUUGUUAGUGAAGAUUUCAGUCGUAAGUUAAAUAGGGGAUGAGGUUGUAGUUACGCUUUGUUGAUCGAAAAAAAAUGGGACCUACGUCUUUGUUGUUCAUCAUUUGCAAAAUUAUCUGCUUCAAUAUUUUACGCCUUGCGACAAUUUUGUUCCUUCUUAGUUUGCGAUUUUUUAUUUCGUGUAAAUCUCUGAUCAUGUAUUUUGUGAUAUCGAAAUCUGACGGGUGAGGUAGUUUUGCAAUCGAAAUUGCCUUUGGGCUUUUUGGAGCCUACAGCCCUAUCAAUUCCUUACAAAGAUCAAAUUCUCGGGAGCGAAGUAGAAUGCUUGGCAACCGAGGAAGGCAAUAUGAUUUUAUUUAUGUACUCGCUGAUCUUUUUGUCUCAUACGUGAUUGUGUCAAACGAUAAGAAUCAAAUUAAACUGUAGAAUCCAAAAGCUGAGAGGAUUAGUUAGUCAGUGACAGUGGAACAUUUUAGAUUUUUUUUAUCUUUGUUUGGAAAUUGUGUCAAGUUUUUAGCCCUGAACUAGGCCAAAAGACAGCGAUAAAAAAAUCUCUUCAGCUGGUUUUGCUUUAAGGGUUAAGGUAACGUACAGAUCCAUUUGAAGCUUCAAUUCUCCCUCUCUCCUGAGCAAACCCCAGGCUUUUUACUGCUGUCUGUGCCCAAAGGGUGAGGAGUUUGAAUUUGUUUUAAUAGGGGAAUUUAAAGGUUAAAGAGUCUCCUUUCAAGAGGAAAUGGCUAAGAAAGACAAUUUUCUCAUCAUAGAAUGAUGCUUACAAGUGAGACCAAACAGCAGUACCAAAAACUAAUACAUUGGAUCACCAAAUAUUGGGUAGGGCAUUUUGAAUGCAAUUUUGGCCCAGGGAAGGUGUUAAAUUGAACAAGCCAAUCUCCAAAAGUUCAAUGCCAGGGAGGGUUGCAUGGGGGUGGGAGGGAGAGGGAGGUUGUUGAAGCUUUGAAUUGAUUGAUGCAUAACAACCUUCUGAUGUGUUCUAUCUUUAGGAUGUAAAAUAUCAUUUUGAUGGACCAGUUGGAGCAGGUAAAUGAAAACAAUAACUCAGUUGUAAUUAAAAUGCAACUUCUCCCAUCACUUUCAAUCUGUUAUCCAACAAUCAGCUGAUGAGAAUGAAUAAACAUAUCUUUUAAUUAGUGUAUGGUAACAAGAUAUUGUAUAGUAACUAGUGGAAAGUUUGAAGUAUAAAUCUUAUUUAACCCUUUAAUUCCCAAAGGAGAUUAACAUGUAACCUCUCCCUAUAAUAUCUAUAUAUUAUCUAGCAAACAGGUAAUGAGAAUACUUAAACUUAUCUGAUAGAAGUUAUUUUGAUCUAACACCAACUUCUCAUUACUAACCUACAAGGAAAUCUGUAGCAGCUAGAAGGGAGAAUUAACAAUCAGAUCUAAGAGUUAAUCUAACCUUUAUCUAUGAAGUAACAAGAAUGGCUACAUAGGAAUCCUUCAGAACUUUCAUAGGAAUAUAUUUAAUUAAUGCUAAAAUAUGACAGUUUUAUUGAAUGGAUUAAGAACAGUUUAUUUUUAAACUUUAAAAAGAAGUUUGCGUUUCUAACAGAGAGUUUCAAUGAGAUCUUUAACAAGAGGGCCCCAGAAUUAUGACAAGAGGUCUUGCUAAGCUUAGGGUCCCUGGACAUGCACUCAGUAAAGACUUCUUUAUAAGGAGACUGUUGGAUAGUUUUCUAGAAAAGACAAGGACAGUAGUAUACAUUUUUAUACAUUCAAUGAGACAAGCGUACAUUGAAUUUGGGAAAUCAGUGCCUGGAAAGUCAUCUAGCAGCAGGUCAUACAAUAAUCAGGUCAAGGACACUCAAGGUCAUGGUUAAUCAUGUCAUGCAUGACCACAGUGCAUGAUUUCUAUGGAUAAUCAUGUAAAGCUUGCGUGCUUUGUGUUGCUUGCCGAUUUAUAUAUUUUUACACAUAUAGAAAUAAAUUAUCAGUUCCACUUACUACCAUGACCAUUUGUUUUUUGUUUAGUGUAUAAUAAAACAAUACAUGUAAUUAGAUUCAGUUUUUGUGAUAUCCAGAAUUAUCAAGGUCUCCAUGAAGGUUAUCAGCCUCAGCCUUUGGCUUCCUCUGAUAACCCCUACCUCAACCUUGAUUAUUCUGGAUAUCAAAAAAGCCAUCUUACAAUAAUUGUUUAAAAAAUGAUAAAGCAGCUGGGCAAAGUUCAGUCCACAGCUGGUCAGCUUUUUCACUGCUCAGCCCUUAAUGAGACCCUUGAAUUUAAGUUAAUACUGUUCAACAGGUUUAUCAUCACUUUUUAAAUUUAUUGUAACUCUUUAACCCUUAAAAUCCCAUGAGCGACCAAGAGAGAAUUUCUCCUUACAAUAUCAAUACGAUAUCAACCAGACAAGUGAUGAGAAUAAAGAAAAAUAUCAAUUUGGGGGUAAUUAAUAAAUACUAUAUUAAAUUCUCUGAACUGACGUUAUAAGAAUGGUAUUGUUGACAGUAAGGAGAAUUACAAAUUUGAUCUGGGAGUUAAAGGGUUAAACCCUGAGAGUGACCAGCAUGUGAUUUCUCCUAACAGUCAUACUGCUGAAUCAUUCAUUAAGAUCAUGAUAAUGAGAAUAAUCGAAAUGAUCACCAACUUAAGAAGCUUUGAUUGCGUGACAAAUUCUCCUUUCCAACACUGUAAGAAAUGUAUGGAAAAAUAUAUUGGAAAGAGUAUGGAGAACAUGGAUACCGAUGUUUUGGUUAAGGUUGUCAAUUAUUCUCUACUUUAGCUGUGCCAAGGAAAAGAGGUGGUUCUUUGUUGGUGGCAGUCAAUAGAGAUUUUAUAUUCCUUGAUCUUGAGGUUAGGACCAUGAAUUAUUUGAAUAUGUUUAUUAAGUUACAUGUAAGUGCUUUGCUUUUGAAAAAAGAGUGUUUUUAAUUUCUAAUUUACAUUAUAUUCUGAUUUUGUUUUGCCAAAUAUUCACCAUGUAGCAUGCUCCUUAAUAUAAAUUUCAGAAAGAGUUAUUUUUUCCAGCAAGAAUUACAGUAUGUGCUGAAAAAUUGCACCUCUGCUCUAUCAGAUUUCAUCAAGAGAAUCAGUUUUUUAUUUCAUGCCUACUGAGAUUUACAUGUACACUGCAAAGUGUACAUAUAACAAAGCACUUCACAUAUAGUCCCUCAGGAAACUAGUUAAUUUUGUUUUCCUGAGAGUCCUGAUGUUUCCCUCAAUGUCAUCUCAGGAAAGAUCAGGACUCUUGGGAAAACAAAGCUAACUGUUUCCCUCACAACCACACAUUAAGUGUAUAAUAUUCUCUUGAUUGUAUUUAGCCUGUAAUCAUACCCUCAUCGUAAGCCCUUCAACAAAAGCAUUUCUUCCCUAGUGGGAAAUUGAGAGGCCUUGAAUGAUAUGAGUUGGUGAGAGAUCCACAAGGGUCUAGCGCUGACGAUUGUUAGUGCUGCACCCCCCCUGACAAACCUUUACCUGACUCCUCUGAUAUUUUCUCAAGGGCUGAGAAACACAUGUCUUCAGUGCAGUGCUAAUGAACAAAAGAUCUACUAUCUUAAGAUUCUUUGGAUCAUAGCUAACAGUGCACUGGAAACCUGAAAUGGCUCAAAACAAGCAUCAGAAAAUUCAUAAACAAUGCACCCUGAUGAAGGGCUAAAGCCUAAAAGGUCAGCUUUAUAAACUCUUAAAGGAGGCCAAUUUACAUUAUUAACUCAGUCCAUAACGCAAAAUUAUCUUCUAAUACUUCCUGCAGAUGCAGAGUCACAACUUCUUUAGCUUCUGAAAAGGUAAGUUUCUAAAGAAGCUGUGACACCUGAAGGAAUUUGAAGCCUGAUUAUCAAAAAUGUUUGUUCACUGUCUAAGAAAUCAAUAUUUCAUCGACGCACUCUAGUACCCAUUGUGAUAAAUAUGUUUAACAGACAAACAUCCAUUUCAAUCACUUAUUUCUCAGACAGGACAAAAGGAAGUGGUAGCUUCAGUUGAUAGUGAGUAUUGCUUAAGAAGUGCCUCAAGUUUGUAUUUUGUAAUUCUUUUUUCUUUUAGUUAACUGUGCUUCAAUUGAAUACUAAAUAGUCUAUAUUAAAAAGAUAUAUAUAUUAAAAAUGUAUUAUCGUGAAAUCAAAACAUUAUUAUUCUAAAAACAAUUUUAACCACUUUUGCAUUUAGAGGACAAGCCAGAAAAUCGUUUCAAUGAUGGAAAAUGUGAUCCAGUAAGUAUUUUCACUUUGCAAAAUACGUACAUAUUUUUGCCAUAAACUGAAUCAAAUUUGUUAAAAUAAAGCAAAAGGUGUUGUUUCUUGUCUGAUAUUACUAAAAUAUAAUUAAUAUCAAUUUUUCUUGGAUUUUUUUUUCAGGCUGGGCGAUUUUGGGCAGGUAAAUCACAUGGAAAAUACUUUAUAUUUAAUAUGUCCAGGAUUAUUCCGUGUUCCGGUUCUGGCUUAUGUGACUGUGUUGUAUUCAUUCAUAAACUGUCUAAUAUGUUAAAUUACUAAAUAAGUAAAUAAAGUGUGGGCAAACUUGGAAGGUAAAAUGCCAAGAUGAGACCUUUCGUGAAGUAGAGAGUCAUGCAAUAAUUUGUCUUUAUUAACGUAACACUUUAUUUACAAACACACCCUUAGCCAGUAUACCAGUAGAAGGAAGAAAGAAAUGAGAAUUUGAUUCUUCUUGUCUUAACAGGUACUAUGGGUCCAGAAGAAAGGCCAGUGUGUGUAAAACCACAUCAAGGAUCUCUGGUAUUGAACAUGUGACUUGAUCAUAAUGAUAGCGGAGCUGUGACUGCGUGCAUCACGCGUGCAGUGUAGCUCCAUACUUAACAACAUUUUAUUCCUUCUAAUAAGUGGCCUUGUGAGGAAUAAUGGCGGCUAUGCUGGUACGAUAAGAAAGGAAAUAAAGUUAGCGAUAUUUAGGGUGAGUAGGGGCUGACUAGGAUUUCUUUAAAGGAGGGGGAUUCCCAGCGACGAAUUUCCACGAGCCUAAUGUGAUGUGACUUAUGCCGCUACUCUAGCUUAGGUAUAAGCGGUCUCGUAAUCAUGCGGCGGGAAAGACUGACUAUGUGUGCUUUGAAAAUUGCUGACUCGGCUCCGCGUGUUUUUCGGAUGUCUUAAGUUUGCCUGCGUAGCUAACGGUUUUGUGUACGUUUUGAGGCGUCAAGCAGUGGAGCCGUGAUGACCAGCAACGAAGCCGCGUGAGGCUUGGGUCUCGCUUGUUUUAAAGAGCACAAAAAACGGCCGGCUUCACUGGCUAACCUGAAGUAUACGAUUUGAUUAAAAGGAAAAAAGGAUCUUUUUUUCCUUUUUUUCCCACAAAAGAAGAAAGGGGGCUCACAGAACACCCCAUUACUCUCUUCGGACACCCCCUGUGGAUUGAUUGGUUGAAAAUCCAACUAGCCCUUGCUUAUUGCUGAAGAACAGCAAAGCUGUAGCCACUCCUUAGUUUGCUCUUUGCAUUUCCUACCAGCCCAUCUCUCCAGUUUAUAUGUGAGACCUAUUCCACCUCCUUAACCCCACUACUGCCGCGUUCCACUCUUGUUUUGACAUUCUGCCUCAACUUGUUUCUCAGUUCUCUUUAGAUUGCAAUAUGGCUGUACGAAAUUUGGUUGACAAGGUUAGUUGAUUACAAACAGUUGAAUAUAGUUUUGCACAAAUAUGCUCUGGAUUACGGUCGCAGUAAUAGUAUCCUAAAACUAGAACAUGUGAUUGUAACAAGGUGGGACAGUAUAAACUGAACGGAUUAGUUUAUUGAUAACUAAAGCACAUUUCUAGUUAAUGUUGAUGUUUUACAAAAGUAAUUGACGCGUGCGGAAAGCAUGAAUUUCCAGUAGCGCGAUGAAAAGGCUUGAACAGAAAUCCUCUCCCUUCUGAAAAUUAAAUGAAUGAAAACAAUUCACGAUUUUAACAUUUUGUGGACUUGAAACGUGUUGUGAGAGAAACGCGAAGGAAAAAGAUCCUACUGGGGAAAGUAUGCAGCUCAAAAGCACGACGUGAAGCGGAUAUUUUGUAUCUUCCUGGACGUUUUUAAAAUGAUAGUUAAGUUUUCAUUCUUCCAUUUAAUAUUAUUAGAUUUAUCUACUAAUUUAUCGUAUUGCCUUCUUGUAUUUACAUAUUCUGUUGUUAGCUCUCAAUAUCCAAUGGUAUUGCUUGGACUCCAGACAAACAGACGCUUUAUCACGUUGACAGCUUUGAAAAGUAAGUACUAGUGAACUGCCAGAAAAACUUGAAAAAGUUAUUUUGGCAAUAUGCGCUGGACUAGCCUUUUUUGACCAGGAGGAUCAGUAAUAUUUCAAAUCGCUUCACGUUAGAGAUCACCUUAGAUUGUUUAACCGUAGAUAAAAAGUCACCCCGAGAUAAGCAUUUCUUAUUACAGGUUUUGGUGAGUAGUAUUGCUGAAACUGUAUUUGUACGAGUUGCGCUGCAUUUUGACGCCGAAUACGCAAGGCAAGGCAAAACACAAAGAACGAGUAAAAACACCCAGCGAUACGCGAACCAAAAUGUCUAAUAAGUUAUCUAUAAUCCAGUUGCUUUAAUUUAUGUGCAUUUCAUAUAUGACAUUUCUUACUAGAUACAGUCCGAUUGAACAGAUUUUUUUCCGGUACAAAAUGACCAACUGUUUAAAGAUCAAGUGAUAUUUGUACUGGAUUCGUGCGUUUUUUGUACCCUGCUUAAUACAGAUGGAUAAUAAUUCCAAAUAUUAUUACGAGACAGUUAAAUAUUGCAAGUGUACUUUUUUUUUGAUCCUAUAGCAAAAUCGACGCUUUUGAUUAUGACGAAUUGAGCGGCACGAUAUUUAAUAGGAGAAAUGUUAUAGUAGUGGACCAUUCCCUCGGGGUAAGUUAUUAGCUUAGACCUUGUUUUGAGACUCCAGCGAGCAACUUCAUCUUUCCAAAACUAUCUUCCAGUGUGCGGAAAACUCGACUAUGGACGCCGCCAUUUUUAAAAUACCUCAGUAACUGCGCUAAGCACAAAUUAAGCAAAGCUCAAUUGGCAGGAUUCAUACUACCCGGAGCACAAACAGCUGUUGCUCUUGUUAUCGUAAAAGUUUUUGGAGGUUUCAUCCCAUGAAAAGCUCGCCUCAUGACAACUUCGCCCUCUACCGGUUAGCCCCCAAUUCGUAUCGUUACAGCGAAAGACCCAACGUGGAUUUCGCGAUUUUAUGUUCCGAAAUGGUGUAAGAUUUCGUCCUAAAAGGAACAUAUUUUCCUCGAUGAAACGCCGGGGAAACCCGACGGAAUGCCGGGAAAUAACCUACGAGGUACUAGCACCUCAUAUAAGAGUAGUAGCAGUGCCUCUAGUUGCUUCCUGGUGCCACAGAAACCAGGAAAGAUAUGGGCAAUGUAGCUGGCAUUUGGCUCGCAUGCAGAUGUCUGUUAUAAAAUCGUGUUUUUGUUUCAGGCUCCAGAUGGAAUGACCAUUGAUGAAGAUGGAAUGUUAUGGGUUGCAAUGUACAACGGAUGGAAGGCGAGUAUUCAUAUGAAGAUAUGAGUGUUCUUUACUUUUAAGGCGACUGAAGGCGACUUAGCGUCCCAGAGUAGGCAUUAAACAUUUUGCCAAGAGCGUAACUACUCGUCUCACAAAAUCCGAUGAUUAAUUCCCCCUUCAGCUGCCUGAAAGUCAGAUAAGGUCUGACUGGAUGGGCCACUUUUUUCGAUCAUCGGUUUUUUUUUAUACCAUUAUCAAGAAUUACUUUAUGUUUCCCCGUCGUUGAAUUUAAAACGGUAUAUAUACAUAUUUUUGCAGGUGGCAAAGUUUAAUCCUUGUAGUGGAGAAUACUUGACCCAUGUAGAUCUUCCAACAGCUAAAGUUACCUCUUGCUGCUGGGCCGGCACCAAUUGUGAUGAACUGUUUGUCACUAGCGAAAGGUUAGUCGUAGCUCAGUUCCUUGCAGCGUCGCUGAGGAUUUGCGCUGAGUCAUGGAGUGAUAAAGUAAAACGAGAAAGGGUAAUUCUCGCCAAAAUGGUGUGAGGUAUGAGAAGACCAUUGUGAAAGGUCUUUGCUCCGACUCUUUUGCUUAGGUAGCAGUCUUAGACGUUUUUCUUGAACUCAGCGAGAGUCACGUGGACUGCAUGCUGCAUGAACGAAAGUCGCGUAAAGGCGUGGGGCGAGAAGAAGCAAAAAUGUGACAGCAUGGGAGGGAAGGGAUAGGUUCUUUUUCUUCUUCAUUGUCACUUCUCUUUCCUUUUCUUUUUUUUUUUUUAACUUAAAUCUUUCUUUAAAUUUUAGUGCUCGCUUGACGCCAGAAGAAAAACAACAACAGCCCUUGGCAGGUUCGAUUUUCCGAGUGAAAAAUUUAGGUACCACAGGCUCACCAGCAGUUGCUUUCCAUGGUUGAAUACAUGAAAGCUGUUUUACACAUGAAAAGGAGUAUAAAUGGGGUUUUCAUAAAUUUUUGAUACCUUUCGAAAGGAACGAAAGUGUUUUAGGAAUAUUUUUUUUAUUACAACUGAGUCUGUUAGUUACAAAAAAAAAAAUUUGCUCACGAGUCCACGAAGUGUAUUUAAAAGAAUUGAAGAAACGUUCCAGGGCUAGUAUUAUUAAAAUUGGUCUUUUUAAGAAGUUUGUCUUGUCAGAUAUUUUUCAGUCAUCGAAAUUCGGUGGGGCUUACAAACUGGCAACGGCGAGGAAAUUUAUAAUAGAGUCAAUUUGCAUGUAUUUAAUUACUAAUAAAGUGG